Gasterosteus aculeatus aculeatus (three-spined stickleback) is the source of this 1419-nucleotide messenger RNA. RefSeq lists its product as uncharacterized. Lineage: Eukaryota; Metazoa; Chordata; Actinopteri; Perciformes; Gasterosteidae. The record is from RefSeq and is a predicted model, not a curated record. Gene Ontology annotation, biological process: DNA catabolic process. Gene Ontology annotation, molecular function: nucleic acid binding; 3'-5'-DNA exonuclease activity. Gene Ontology annotation, cellular component: cytoplasm.
CUCUGCACAUGCGCCAAGCGGGAACCAACAAUACCGUUGAUAUGUUGGAAAACACCACUUCAACUAUGUAGUCAAUAGCUAUUCUUGUGUUUUCGGAGUUAACCUUUUAACGCCGGGUUCGGUUCUGUCCUCCAGCGAGGCUUUUGUUUUGACAUGUUUUUAUGUCUGCAGUGUUCACCAACCGCAUCAUGUAGUUAAAUGUGUUACUGCCAGAGUCUCUAAUUAUUAUUUUACGAAACUUGGAAACGUCAUUGAAACUGUAGUUGUGACGGGAUGCAAGAAUCGUUGGUUUUCUUUGACUUGGAGACAACUGGACUGGGGCGGGAUUGUGAGAUCGUGCAGCUGGCGGCGGUGAGCGGGGGCCACUUCCUUAACCUCUACGUGGUCCCCCGGUGCCGGAUGGAGCGCGGGGCCUCCAGAGUGACCGGCCUCAGGGUCCGCAGGCAGAGACUGUACCUCCGUCGCCGACUCGUCCCCACCAACUCCCUGCGGGAGGUCCUGGUCGCCUUCAUCGCUUUCCUCCGGAUGCUCGGGCGCCCUCUCGUCCUCGGCCACAACAUCCGCCGCUUCGACUGCCCGCUGCUGGCCCGCGCCCUCGACCAGCUGGACCUCGGGGUGCAGUUCUGGUCGGCGGUCUCCGGCUGCGUGGACACCCUGCCGCUGGCCCGGGAGACGCUGAAGGACCGCGGCCUGCAGAGCUUCCGGCAGACGGACCUGGUGCGGGAGCUGCUGGGCGCGGACUACGAGGCCCACGACGCCCUGGAGGACGUGCGGGCGUUGCAGGCGCUGUACGGUGAACUCCGGCCCUCGCCCGAGUCGAUCCGCAGGCACGGGUUCACCCUGGACACCAUGGGGGACAAACCGGCCCCCAAAUGCAAAGCGCCCCGCGAGCUACCGGGACAGCGCUCCCUGUGGGAGAACUUAAGAGCAGCGGUGAAGGUCAACGACGGCAAAGACGACCCGGCGGAACGCGGGAGAGCCUCGGGAGAAGGCAACACAAAGGAAAGAUGAGGGACGUGUGCAGAGACAUCAGGAGGACGUCAGGAGGACAUCAGGUUUCGUCAAUGUGGAGUUUCAUUCCGCUUCCGACUUUCCCAUUUACGAUCAUUCCAAAAAACAAUAUGCACUUAAAUUUAACGCACAAUGUUGAUCGGAGUGUCAGUAUUAUUUAUGGGAAUGUAAUGAUUUUUAAGUUUUGAGUUUCCCAAAUCUUCACCAGUUAUUUGUGCAACGACAAACGGGCGUGACGGGUCUGAGAAUCAUAAAGCCAAGUUUGCACAAACAUGUGAACUGGGAUGGCUGUAUGACAUGUGCCUAAUGUGUACAUUUUGGUUACUGGGGAUAAGUUAUGCACUUUUGCCCUAGUAAAUUUCGAGGUUUCAAUAAGUAAAUAAAUAAUAAACGUGUUGUAUUUCUACA